CGAUCCUGAUAAUCUCUGUGCCGGCUAUCAGAGAUAGGGUACCUUGAUGGCUUGCUUCCGCGCCACUAGGAACGGCAGGGACGAGGACAUAAAGUCACCAAUUAGUAAUCAUCGAUUACCUCACGGGCUAAUAAUAAUCGAUGUGCAUUGCGGAUAUGCCAGAGAGAAACUGCGAGAGAAGCGAAAGCUCCUGUAAUGCCAAUGCUUCUAUAGCUAUUUAGUACUAAAGCACGCUGUGCGUUUUUUUUUUUCAGAUAGCGUUCAUCAGCGUGUUCAGUUGCUUAUCUGAAGAGGCGGGCGCUACUUGCACGACAAGUCGCCAUGUAUUGUGACCCGCGAAGACCCGGAGCCCACCCCCAAAGAUAAGAGCUUGUAUCAUUCUCAAAAUUAAGCAAGGUAUUACAAUUUAAAAUCUUCCAAAGCAACACAGUCACAUGCAUACUACACCACAUGCUAAGCGCGAAAUAAUUUUCUUGCGAUCAGUCUUUGCGAAAUGACCAUUUGUAAUAGACGUUUCACUGCGUCGUCACUAUCGAAGAAAAAAAAACGCGUAGUACAUUUCUACUGCAACCAGAUUUCGCUGCAAUCCAGGAUGAAAAAUUAAAAUGAAGAACCGCAAUGUGAAGGUAAACCUUUAUCUUUCUGUGCCGAUGCAAUGACCAUAAAACCUCAUUAUUAAUAAUAUUUGUGUUUGUGCACACAAGAUACACUUUUUAUCCAGAUCGAGAAUGAGAUGCUGGUAAGCGUGGGUUCGAGACGACACCCCUCAAUGACCCGAGGGGACGUUUGCAGCGCGAGGGUUGAGCUGUCGUCCGGUGAAGGAAGGCUUUCUUUUUUCCAGCAGCAAAGCUUAUGUCCGAGACUGUGCCCGGAACGCUGCUUCCACGUCUCACCGAUGAACCGUGUUUAAAAACUCUGUCCAACUCCUGUGAGUCAAUCUCCAUACCUGCCUGCGGAGUAACAUAACUACAAGAGCAAACAAGUAUGCCUACAUUCUUUGACCGUGCCUGCCUUCUCCCUUCCCAACGGGAACGACGUGACAUUGCGCCACACUCCGCAAGCACCAGCGGCCGGCAGUCAGCGGUCACUGCACUAGGAUGGAAAGGUCACCCGUGAGAAUGCUGAGCGACGUGUCCAAGCUACAAGUGGCCUUCGCCGUGGUCGCGGCGUUUGUGACCGGGAAUCACCUGUGGGGAGCCGAUGACGAGCAGGCUGUCGCGUCACCGCCGGUCAUCCCAAACUGCCGCAUCAUCAGCACCGGGCUCAGCGCCGACGAGAAGGCCGAGGUGCUCCGAGCGCACAACGAGCUCCGUAGCACGGUGGCGAGGGGACUCCUGGAGGGACUCAAGCCUGCCGCCAACAUGCUCGCACUGAGGUGGGACGACGACCUGGCUGAAUUGGCUGAAGCGCAGGCCAAACAAUGCAGCGUUUCGCAGGAGCUGGAAGAGGAAGAGAAAGCACUCAGGCCUGCAUCAGUGGGCCAGAAUGUUGGCUGGGAGGCGAGCUCGGAGCCGUUCUCAAAUCAUCUCGACCUGCCGCACCUGAAGGCUUGGAAGGCUGAGCACACGGACGUCGGAGACGACGUGAUAAGCUCUUAUCACAACACUGAACGCGGCGUCGGACAAUUCACACAGAUGAUUUGGGCGAACACGCUGUACGUGGGCUGCGGUGUAGCCACGUAUACCCGCAGCGACAACGUGGGCGGCUUUCCCUACCAGCGCUCGGUGGUGUGCAACUACGGCCCUAGAGGUAAUGUCUUGGGACUUCCUGUGUACAAGGAAGGUUACACGUGCAGCCUCUGUUCAGCUGGCACCACUUGCGACCAGACUACAGGACUGUGCGUGAUGGAUGAAAGCAAGUUUCAGGCCCAAGGCCACCAGGAUUGGAAACUCGACGAGAGCGAAGUGAACUGGAGGGGCAUUGGCCUGGCCAUCGUGAUUGUUCUCUGGUUCUGCCUCUGAACUCGCACACUCACCACACCAACACGAUGAUCCAUUCUUCAACCAUCACUGUUUUGUGUCUGUGCGCUUCUUGUGCUAAACAUAACAAAUGAAGCAUAGUUUAAGUGUUCCUCUCCACACUUGUACAACUAUUUGUUUCAUCCAGCAGGCCCCGGAACAGCAAAAAUUGCCCAUUCCCCUAAUACUUACAUUCGCGUUCUUGUAUGCGUAGUAACUACUGAGAAGAACGCUUAUCUAUUUAUGUAGAUGGCGGCGGCUCAAAUAUUGCUGAAUACGUGCAAGGACGACUAAGGCCCUGUUUGCUGUCUUUGCUAAAAUUUAUCUCGUGCAAGACGAAAUCAUGCACGCUUUUACGAGGUUUGAAGUAGUAAAAAAGAUAAGAAAAAUAGAAAGCUGCUUUCUUCCUGUCUUUGUCAAAUUUACAUAAUGGGCAUAGGCAUAUGCGAGCAAGCACCAUUCCUCCUCAAAUGAAAUAUGAGUAUUUACAGUUUCUGCUUCUCCACACCUACGUCGUCUACAUUUUGUUGAAAUGGAACUCGUAGUGGUUAUGUUAUUUAUUUACUUAUUUUGUUCCUGUUUCGCCUUUAUUAGAAUUCACACUCAAAUCAAGCACAGAAGGCGCGGUAAAAAUUAUCAUUCCAUACCAUAUAGGCAUUUGCAGGCCGAAGAACAUUACAGUUUUUAUGGUCCGAGGGCAAAAACGAUGACGCAAGGCGUCACCUCUAGAAGUAAAUUAAUAAAUUUUCACAUUAACAAAAACGUUUCAGCCUAAGAAGAAUAUGCGCAUUCUUCUCAACUACAGCAGGCUGGGCCGACUCGUUACCGCUAUAGAUGGAUGGAUGGAUGUUAUAAGCGCCCCCGUUGGAAGAGGGCGGUGGGCCGCGCCACCAAGCUCUUUCUAUUAUGCUGCUUAAUGUUGUACCUAGGGUAAAAAAAAAAUAAAAAUAAAAAACCACGACUAACUCCAACAAAUUUCCUGACCCCCUAUUGCGAACUUUGCUGUUGUACGUUUCCGCUUUCUGUCGUUUCCCUGAUUUUUUUCCACCAAUCUCCUAAUCGCCUCUUACUAAUCGCUACUGCCGACAUGUUUACUUUUAUACUGCUCUCGCUGAACCCAAGCGCUUCAAGGAGGCCAGUGGUGCCUAAGUCUACCGCUGUGUAGACGUCUUCUAAUUCUAAUAAAACAUGCUCCAUAGUUUCCCUAGCUUUACCGCAGCAAGCACAUGCUUCUUCUUCCUUGUUAUAUCUCGCUUUAUAGGUGCGUGUUCUAAGGUAUCCCGAUCUCGCUUCGAAAAGUAAUGAGCUUCCCUUUGAGUUAUCAUAAAUCGUUUCUUUCCUGAUUUCGUUUUUUUCUUUUAAGUAGUUACUCAUGGCAGGUUUCUUUUCCAUUGCCAUCACCCAUCAGAUUUUGUCAGCCUCUCUGCCUUUUCGCUUGACGUUCUUUGUUGCUGUGUUGCUCAUCAUACAGGUCGCGUACUUGCUGGUAAGCUUCCUAGUUCUUCUUCUCCACUGUGAAUCAAUGUUAUUCCUGUAGAAACACCUGAAACACUCUCCCGGCCCAUUUAAUUUCUCCCAUAUUCCUCAGUUGUUCUUUAUAAUCAAUUUUAAUUCGAGCUUCCCUUAUACCAAAACUUGUCCAGCCCAUAUCACCCUGCACAGCUUCAUUUGUAGUCUUCCCGUGAACGCCUAAUGCGAGGCUUCCGACUGACCUUUCGUUGCCAUCGAGUCCUGAUAGUACCCCUGAUUUCAAGCAAACAACCGCAUUUCCAAAGUAAGUCCUGGAACAAUUAAAUCUUCUGACAUACCAUGGAGCACCUAGUACCUAUGGUAUUCCUAUAUAGCGCCCUGUGUUUCAUUAUGGCCGCAUUUCUCUUGUCCUCUACUGUGAUUGUUAUGGAUGUAUGGAUGGAUGGAUGGAUGGUAUGAGCAUCCCCUUAGGAAAGGGGUGGUGGGUUGGGCCACUAAGCUCUUGCUAUUUUAUUGCCUAAUGUUCUACCUAUGGUAAAAAAGAAAAAAAAGAAAGAAAGAAAAACCGCGAUGAAUUCCCAUAACCAAAGUUUCUGAACCCCUAUUGUGAACUUUGUUUUUGUACGCCUCCAUCGUUUGUGGUCCCUUUUUCUAAAUGCGCCACUUGACGGCAGGCGUUUCAUGAGUUUCGAUUUACAAGGAAUCCUGGAAUAGCAGCGUCAUCAUAUGGGCGGGCUCGGAGAACCGGGCGUGUGUGUGCGUGUGUACUGGCAAUCAGUCGGCAGAGGGUGCCUAAGCGUGCUCUUGGUACAAUUAUUUGAUGUUAUCAAGGUGUUUCCCCUUUAACAUGAGCGACUUUGCAUAUCCGUCAACGGCUGGACGAGCAAUUUGCCUCGGCUGUCGCAGGUAUGAGACCCUGACUUCGGCCUGCCUGCAUGCAUCUCAGGAACAGCAAAAAAACUCUUUGACGAUACAAAGUGAUGACAGAUGGUUAAGUCGUAGCAUCGCUUUCAAAUAUCUUGCUGGAGGAGGCCGAGGGAGGACUUGUUUUGCCAAAGGAAAAAUUGGGGAGACAGUAUUGUUUUUUAAGAUUCGCCCUUCAUUUGGUAGGACGUUCGUGACGGCU
This is a messenger RNA of Dermacentor andersoni, 4554 nucleotides long. RefSeq names its product scoloptoxin SSD976-like. Lineage: Eukaryota; Metazoa; Arthropoda; Arachnida; Ixodida; Ixodidae. The record is from RefSeq and is a predicted model, not a curated record.